Molecule: messenger RNA, 405 nt
Organism: Salvelinus sp. IW2-2015
Lineage: Eukaryota; Metazoa; Chordata; Actinopteri; Salmoniformes; Salmonidae
Source: RefSeq, a predicted model, not a curated record
UGUGAAAAGACCCCUGGUGGCAUGUCUGGUGGGUAAAAUCUUGGAGGAGUAUGGGUCUGGAGAAGCCUUCAGCACAGACGACUACUUCAGGGUGAAUUGGAAGAUGGUUGGGUUCCACAAGAAAUACCUGCAAGAAGCUCAUGAAUGGAACCGUAACAGAGUUCUUCAAGCCAUCAGAGGAAAAGUCCAUCCGAUCGUGAUUGACAACACCAAUAUGUAUAAAUGGGAGAUGUGGCCUUAUGUCCGAAUGGCGUUUCGCCGUGGCUACUGGAUCGAGUUUGAGGACCUCCCUGUCAUUCCGUUAGAGAUUCUCAACAGGUGGUGUCCUCAGAUCCCAUGGAGGUGUUAGAGAGGAUGAAGGAAGGUUAUGAGCCCGUAAAGAAAUAUGGGAGUCAUCUAUGAUUA